This is a messenger RNA of Penicillium subrubescens, 1728 nucleotides long. Its product is annotated as heat shock factor family protein. Gene Ontology annotation, molecular function: DNA-binding transcription factor activity; sequence-specific DNA binding. The record is from RefSeq and is a predicted model, not a curated record. Lineage: Eukaryota; Fungi; Ascomycota; Eurotiomycetes; Eurotiales; Aspergillaceae. The transcript is spliced from 6 exons. Gene Ontology annotation, biological process: regulation of DNA-templated transcription. The coding region runs from base 1 to 1728 and encodes 575 amino acids.
AUGAGUGGUCUCGCCGAUCCCCCAUCUUCCAGGGCCACUUUCGCCGGGCCUGCAGAUGGUUCCGGCAAAACACGAAACCUCCCGGUCCUCUCGCAAUCCGCUCAACACUCCCCGGCAGCAAUGGAGAUCACUCCUCCAUCCUCUGUCGCAGUUGGCGGAAUUGCCAUCCACAGCAGUCCUGAUAGCGACCGUACCGGCGCAAUCAAUACCAAUGGCGCCGAAGUCGGAAUCACGAGCAAUCCCCAAAACUCCGCCGUUGGGGCUGCUGCUGCAGCCCAGCAACCCAAAGUGGUACAAACCGCAUUUAUCCACAAGCUCUACAACAUGCUUGAGGAUUCCAGCAUUCAGCAUUUGAUAUCGUGGUCCAGUACCAACGACAGUUUUGUCAUGUCACCGACUUCUGAAUUCUCCAAAGUCCUAGCUCAGUAUUUCAAGCACACCAAUAUCUCAUCCUUUGUCCGUCAGUUGAACAUGUACGGGUUUCACAAAGUGAGCGACGUCUUUCAUACCGGCUCCCCGGACUCUGCGCUCUGGGAAUUCAAACACGGAAAUGGCAACUUCAAACGGGGUGAUUUGAUCGGUCUCCGCGAGAUUAAGCGGCGCGCAUCUCGACAUGCCUUGAUUCACCGCGACUCGUUCCCAGGCCACAAGGCUACUGCAUCGCAACCGGGCACCCCUGCUGAGCCUGUUCCCGAUGCGACGGAAGCCCGGCUUAUGAACCUCGAAUACAGUCUCCACGACAUGCAUGCUCGCCUCACUCGUGCGGAAGAAGGUAAUGUCGCGUUGAGCUCAAAAUGCCAGAACAUGGCUGAGGGGCUCGUCAAAUGCUACCAAUGGACGCAUUCGAUCUCCCGCUUUCUACACGGAGUCGUUCCCAACCAGGAGAGCCCUCUAUAUCGCGACAUCUUAAACAUGCAAAGAGAGGUUGAGAAGCAUCUUGAAUCAGUUCGCUCCAUGGAAGCUUCUCACGAUACUCUUAUGCCACCACGCCAACCAUUCUUUGGGAACUUGCCAGUCGAAUCUGGCCCCCCCUUGUCCCCUCGCCAGUUACCUCAAGACGACAGCCGACGCCCAUCUAUGAUUCGGCCUCCUGUCCCUCCUCACCUUGCUGUGUCCCCUCGUCGCUACGGCUCCAUUGGAGGUGCCAAUGCGCCUAUUCCUAAUUACAAUCGACUUCAGCCUCCUUCUGAACGUGGCGGCGCUGCUGCUCACCCUCCACCGCAACAACCACAACAAGCGACACCGCAUCCUCUUUCCAUAUCAACUCCUCCCGGGGCCCCGAAUCUAGGCCGCCGCCACACAUUUGCGGAUAUUCGGCAAGCCGAUUGGCCUCCGACUGGCACUUCUCCUUUCCCUCCAGGAAGCACUGGUGGAGGCGGUGGAAGCAGUGGUCCCUGGCCCUCAUCGCCUCAUCGAGUACCGACAAGCAGCGAGCAACAAGUUCGGGAUGUGCUAGCUCAAUAUGAGAUGGGCGCACCCCGACGUCUCCAAGAUCAGUCCCGACAUGCCACACCUCCGACUGGGGCCGAGCCAUCGCCGUCGAUGCUUAGUGUCGAUAAUGGCUGGACUCUGGGUGGUUCGCGAUUCCCCCGUCAAGAAUCGUCACUGCCUGCAACUCGCCGCUCGAGCAUGGCAAGCAACGUCCAUUCCCUACUCAAUCCGGCCGAUACUGCCGAACGGCCGGACGAAGACCAACAAGAGGAUCGGAAACGAAAACGGUUGGAAUAG